Rhagoletis zephyria (snowberry fruit fly) is the source of this 397-nucleotide messenger RNA. Lineage: Eukaryota; Metazoa; Arthropoda; Insecta; Diptera; Tephritidae. The record is from RefSeq and is a predicted model, not a curated record.
AUGGCCAUCUACGAGGUGGUGAAGACGGGCAUCGAGCGGCAGGCGGCCCUCGAAGAGGAGGAGCGAGGAGAAGGCAGAAGAACUGCUGAAGAUGAAGUUGAAGAUGGAGCAAAUGGUGGUAAUGGUGGUGAUAAUGGUGGUGAUAAUGCCACCGCUGCUGCUACUUCUGCUGGCGAUCAUCAGUCGAUGCUGCUGAUGGUAACCACCGACAGUGGCUACAUUCAGAAGACUUCAUCAUCUUCGGUGGCGGCGACGAGCAGUGAUGAGGCUGCUUCGGCUUCGGCUGCAGAUGGAGAUCAGCUGAAGAAGACCAUCAACAAAAAGAAGGAGGAUAAGGAGGUGGAGAAGAGUGCUGGCGCUCGCAACCGAAGCACCAGCAAAAAGCGCUCCUCUUCAG